CAGUGAGCAAUGCCAAGAAAAAGCAAUGGGGCUGAUUUGAGCCGCAGUACAAGUAAAGCUCGAAACUUGCGAAAUAAUAGAUCCGAAAGAACAGAAGAACAAAUCCAGCAACAAAAUACUGAUGCACGUGUCAGAAUGGCGCAGUUGCAUCAAGAAGAGCCAGAAGAUACACGAGCUGAACGCAAUGAAGUCAGAAGAUUAGAACUACGACAAUCACGCCGCUUCACAGUCAAAAGACGAAGAACAAAUGACCAACAACGACAACAGGUACAUCGAGCAUUUAUAUCUGAUUCAUUCCCGCGUCUAGCAUUCCAGUAUGAGCCCGAUAUUGAAUAUUAUGCUCAUUCAAAAGUGGUAAUUGGUGCUAUGGACAAGGAAUGUCCGCAUUGUCAUGCUCUGAAAUUCAAAAAUGAGCCGGCUGGGAUGUGUUGCGCGUCAGGAAAAGUGCAACUACCUGAAAUUGAAACACCACCUGAACCAUUGAACCAUUGAUCGGCUUACUCAUCGGCACGGAUCCAGAUUCUAACGAGUUCCUGAAGUCAAUUCGAAGAUUCAAUUCAUGAUUUCAAAUGACAUCGUUCGGAGCAACAGAAAUAGUUCGAAAUAAUAAUGCAAAUGGUCAACAAUUCAAUUCUACAUUCCAAAUCAGAGGCCAAGUUUAUUAUAAAAUGGGCUCACUACUGCCAAUGCCAAACGAACCACAUAAAUUCUUACAAAUAUACUUUAUGGGCGGCGAUGAUUCCGGAAGCGCACUUGCCAAUCGCGUGAAUGCACGUUGUUAUUAUAAUAACCUUGAUUCACUUUAUGCCAGGCGCAUCGUCGGCGAGCUAGAUGUUCUUUUGAACGAGCACAACGAGUUGUUGAAAAUAUUCAAAUCACAUAUGCACCAAUUACAAAGCGAUAAUCACGCUAUCGUCAUUAAUCCUGAUAAAACACCAGCUGGAGAGCAUUUUCGUAGAUACAAUGCACCCGUUGUUGAUGAUGUUGCUGGAAUCAUGGUUGGCGAUUGUACAGCUGCACGAGAAAUUGUGAUUCGUAGAAGAAAUAAUAACUUUCAGUUCAUUGCUGACACACAUCGUUCAUAUGACGCUCUCCAAUAUCCGCUAAUAUUCUGGAAGGGACAAGACGGAUAUUGCAUAAACAUAAAACAACGAGAUCCCGUAUCAGGAGUUGAAACAAACAAGAACGUUAGCUCAAAGGAUUAUUAUGCGUACCGAUUAAUGAUUAGACGUGGCCUGGACAACGUAAUUUUACGAUGUCGUGAGCUUUGUCAACAAUUCAUGGUCGACAUGUACGCGAAGAUUGAGAGCGAACGACUACUAUACUUACGAUAUAAUCAACAAAAGCUGCGCGAGGAAGAGUACAUUCAUUUGCGAGACGCUAUCAACAACAACGCCUACGUCGCCGAAAUUGGUAACCAUGUCAUUUUACCACCAUCGUACGUAGGCAGUUCACGUCAUUUGCAAGAAUAUAUACAGGAUGCUCUGACUUACGUGCGCGAAUAUGGACGACCAUGUUUAUUUUUCACGUUCACAUGUAAUCCAAAAUGGUCAGAGAUUACAUCUUUGCUACUGCCUGGCCAAAAUGCAAUACAUCGCCAUGACAUUUCAGCACGUGUGUUCAGACAAAAGUUGAAGUCUUUAAUAAGUUUCAUUACUAAAUCACAUGUAUUUGGUCCCACACGUUGCUGGAUGUAUUCGGUUGAGUGGCAAAAGCGAGGAUUACCUCAUGCACACAUUUUGGUUUGGUUCAUCGACAAAAUCCGUCCUGAAGAAAUUGAUAGUAUCAUUUCUACGGAAAUUCCAGAUCCAUCCACCGACCAACUGCUGUUUGGUAUUGUUACAACAAACAUGAUUCAUGAUCCAUGUGGUACUCUUAAUAGUUCAUCGCCUUGCAUGGCUGAUGGAAAAUGUACUAAAAAUUUCCCUAAAGAUUUUACCAAUGAUACGGUCACAAAUGUCGACGGAUACCCAAAUAUCGUCGAAGAAAUCCUGAAAAUGGCGGACAGUCAUUUAUUAAAAAUAUCAUCAACACAGACAUUGAUAUUGACAAUCGUUGGGUGGUGCCAUAUUCGCCUCUGCUGAGCAAGACAUAAAAUGCUCAUAUUAAUGUUGAGUUCUGCAGUUCUGUGAAGAGCAUCAAAUACAUUUGCAAGUAUGUCCAUAAAGGCAAUGAUAUGGCGGUGUUUAGAGUGGAAAAUAUUAAUGCGAAUGCUCCUCCAGUGAAUAAAAACGAUGAAAUAACGCUCUACCAAAUUGGUCGGUACAUCAGCUCCAAUGAAGCUGCUUGGCGUAUCUUUGGUUUUCCAAUUCAUGAACGGGAUCCAGCAGUUGUUAAGUUAGCCAUCCAUCUUGAAACCGGUCAGCGUGUAUUUUUCACGAACGAGACAGCGAUUGAUCGUGCAAU
This is a messenger RNA of Aphis gossypii (cotton aphid), 2406 nucleotides long. RefSeq lists its product as uncharacterized. The coding region runs from base 570 to 2084 and encodes 504 amino acids. The transcript is spliced from 2 exons. The record is from RefSeq and is a predicted model, not a curated record. NCBI's taxonomy places the organism in Eukaryota, Metazoa, Arthropoda, Insecta, Hemiptera, Aphididae.